Molecule: messenger RNA, 1807 nt
Organism: Drosophila grimshawi
Lineage: Eukaryota; Metazoa; Arthropoda; Insecta; Diptera; Drosophilidae
Product: probable ribosome production factor 1
Exons: 1
Coding region: 335-1537 (400 amino acids)
Biological process (GO): maturation of LSU-rRNA; maturation of 5.8S rRNA
Cellular component (GO): nucleolus; preribosome, large subunit precursor
Molecular function (GO): rRNA primary transcript binding
Source: RefSeq, a predicted model, not a curated record
CGACAAGAAGCAGAACGUCAACACGCGCCGGCUUGUAGUUUAUAUUGAUCUUUUAAUUAACUGAAAGGUGUUUGUAAUAUUAGGAGAAAUUAGAUGCUCCAUAAGUGUUGUAUGUGUAUAAACUUACUAUGAUUUAAAGGCAUAACGCAUGCCACUAAAUAAUUCCGGCAAACUAAAUGCCAUUUUCAGUCUGCUUACCUUUUAUACAGUUGUUUGCCAUUCCGCGAAAUACGUUUUGUAAUUCACCAAAAACAUACUCUCGUUUGAAUGACACUUACGAUAAGAAGAAGAACAUCAACACGUGCCGCAUUGUUUUUUAAUUCGUUGAAAGGAUAUGGGUAAAAUUAAAAGAAAACCACAACCACCACCCAUUGAAGAGGAUUCAGAUAGUGACUCCAGCUUUGCGGAAGAGGAAAUGGAGGCAGAAGCAAAUGUUGAUGCACAAGAGCCAGUCACCGACAGCAGCGAUGACAGCGACAUGGAAAUGGACACUAAAAAGCCAAAGAAUAAUGUUGAAAAGGAAGAAGCUGCUGAUGAAAGUGCUGCAGAUGAAGGUGAGGAUGAAGAUGAGGACGACGAUGACGAUGAUGAGGAUGAAGAUAAUGCCGAUGAUGAUAAGAAGAAGGCGCGUCUGCCUGUGCUGAAUCCACUCAGCUUGAUGAAAAAUAAAGAACAGCGCACAGCUCUAUUCCGUAAAAUGAAAAAGGAGAAGCACAAGAAGAAGAUGCAGGAGCGUCGAGCCCGUCGUAAGGCGGGCCUACCAGCGAAUCCGGGGCACACCAUCGAAAGUCUGCGCGAGAAAGAUCAAACGGAGGUGAGCAAUCUCAACGAUUCAGAUAACGAGGAGUUGCGCAAAGAGCUGGAAAUCGAUGAUUUCAGCACAUAUUUCGAGAGGAUUUACGAGCCGAAGGUGCUCAUCACAUUCGCCGACAAUCCGGUGACGAAGACACGCAAAUUUGGCCUGGAACUCUCGCGUAUAUUUCCCAAUGCUCUCGUCAAAAUACGAAACAAGGCGUCGGUGAAAAAGAUCUGCAAAAGUGCGGAACGGGAACAGUUUACGGAUGUGGUCAUCAUCAAUGAGGAUCGACGCCAGCCAAAUGCGUUGCUCGUCAUCCACUUGCCCAACGGACCGACGGCACACUUUAAGCUCUCCAACGUGAAGCUGACGACGGACAUUAAGCGGGAUCACAAAGAGAUAACGAAGCAUCGACCGGAGGUGAUCUUAACCAAUUUUACGACACGCUUGGGUCUGACAGUGGGUCGCAUGCUGGGCGCCCUCUUCCAUCAUGAUCCCGAGUUUCGCGGCAGACGCGCAGCCACAUUUCACAAUCAGCGUGAUUAUAUAUUCUUUCGUCAUCAUCGCUACGAGUUCAACAAGGAGGGCAAACGGGUGAAGCUGCGGGAACUAGGCCCACGGUUCACGCUCAAGCUGCGUUCCCUGCAGGAGGGCACCUUCGACAGUAAGACGGGCGACUACGCAUGGAUCAUCAGCAACAAGCGCCAUGCCAUGGAGUCCAGACGUCGCUUCUUCCUCUAGUUUAAGGACUUGUAUGCCCUUGAUUUGCUAUUUAUAUUAAUAUAUGUAUAUUGUAUUUCGUGUGGGAAAUAAGUAUAUAAAUAAAAAGAUAAGGGAAUAUAUUAAAACAAAUAAUUCUGUAAAAUUAGAGAGUAACCACCAGAGAAAAACUACCAUCACUUCGAUCGGCGUUGAAUAAUUCAAAUUUAAAUUGAAUUGAAAUAUAUUAAUAUAUAUAUAUUGUAUUUCGUGUGAGAAAUAAGUAUAUAAUUAAAAAGUUCUGGCAUUAUA